This is a messenger RNA of Parastagonospora nodorum SN15, 714 nucleotides long. RefSeq lists its product as hypothetical. The transcript is spliced from 2 exons. NCBI's taxonomy places the organism in Eukaryota, Fungi, Ascomycota, Dothideomycetes, Pleosporales, Phaeosphaeriaceae. The record is from RefSeq and is a predicted model, not a curated record. The coding region runs from base 1 to 714 and encodes 237 amino acids.
AUGGCUGCAACGACAGCUCAGUACAUUCUUUCUGGUAUAGUGGCUGCAGGCGUGGCAUUCUGGUACGACUUCAACAACUGGAAGGAUUCGGGGACCGGCGGUACGCCACCAACGCUUCAAGGCUAUUUGAAAAUCCAACGAUGGGGCCUCUAUCUGCUCUACAAGCGCCAGAAUCUGCUUGAUCCAUCACCAAUACCCGACACCGGAACAUCCUACAUCAAACCUCAAAAGGUACCAGAUCGCAUUGGCGACAGACCGGCUCUUACCCACUGGACUUUGCCGCAGCGACAAGUACCCGGAAAGAUCACACCAGCUGCGUCGAUGACACUUCAAGACCUGAUGCGAGAAUUCGCCAGCACGCCUGCGUACUCGUCGUAUAUCAAAGAAGGCCCAAGUAAAACUGAAGGAGGCACGGGAUCAGCCAUCUACGUCAAGCCAGAUGUCAAAAGCAUCAACCCAGUCGCGCACAAGAUUUUCUUCGAGGUCGCGCAUGUGCAUCCUUCUGAGAAUUCGCUACAUGUGUAUGUCAGUCCGCAGGAUGCGAAGCUCGUGAUGAACAGAGGAUGGGGGCAAAGGUUCCCGGUGACGUGGUUAGCACCGCCUAGCUGGAUCAUGGUGUACGCCCCGAGGACCGAGGAAGAGGUUGAAGUGGUCAGGGAGAUUGUUAGGGCUGCGGUGUGUUUUGCUGUCGGGAAAAACGUUGAGGCGAAUUGA